This is a messenger RNA of Gymnodraco acuticeps, 4559 nucleotides long. RefSeq names its product hyaluronan and proteoglycan link protein 1-like. Gene Ontology annotation, molecular function: hyaluronic acid binding. The coding region runs from base 190 to 1257 and encodes 355 amino acids. The record is from RefSeq and is a predicted model, not a curated record. NCBI's taxonomy places the organism in Eukaryota, Metazoa, Chordata, Actinopteri, Perciformes, Bathydraconidae. Gene Ontology annotation, biological process: cell adhesion. The transcript is spliced from 6 exons.
UUCCCUCCCUCUGCUGGGGGUGAGUGUGUAGAGGAUGGGCUGCAGCGUGUGUGUGUGUGUGAGAGUAUGUGUGUGUGUGUGAAUGGAGGGUGACGCUGCACUGUGGCUCAGUCUCUCUGAAGUUGUGGACUGUCAGUGUCAGCGGGACAUGUUGGAUGACGGGGAGCAUUUCCUGCACAUGAUCAGAAGAUGAAGAUGAUUCCUGUGCUGAUCUGUGCGCUCCUCUCUCUGACUGUCGCCGAAAGCGACUUAGACAAACUGUACCCCGAACUGGAGCACUCCAGAACCAUCUAUGUCACAGAAAACGGGCCUCAGCUGUCGGUGGCGGCAGAACAAAUGAAAGUGGUUUCGCGGCGCGGAGGAAACGCUACGUUACCGUGCAAGAUCCGAAUGGACCAAUCAAUGACGCCCAGCCGCAAGAUGAGGAUCAAAUGGACCAAGAUGACGUCGGACUACCUGAAAGAGGUGGAUGUUUUCGUGGCCAUGGAUUACCACAAGAGGAGUUACGGGAGUUUCCACGGUCGCGUCCACCUGCAGAGCUCGUCUCCGAUGGACGCCUCUCUGGUCAUCACCGAGAUCACCCUGGAGGAUUAUGGGAGGUAUAAAUGUGAAGUGAUCGACGGGCUGGAGGACGGGACGGUGGUGGUGUCUCUGGAUCUGGAAGGUGUCGUCUUCCCGUACUACCCUCGCCUCGGCCGCUACAACCUGAACUUCUACGACGCUGAGCGGGCGUGCCGGGAUCAGGACGCCGUGGUGGCUUCGUUCGAUCAGCUGUACGACGCGUGGCGAGGGAAACUGGACUGGUGCAACGCCGGCUGGCUGAGCGACGGCUCGGUUCAGUAUCCCAUCACUAACCCUCGGGAACCCUGCGGUGGAAAGAACAUCGCGCCGGGCGUCCGAAACUACGGCCUGAGAGACAAAGACAAGAACCACUAUGACGUGUUCUGCUUCACCUCCCACUACAAAGGGCGGUUCUACUACCUGAUCCACCCAUCUAAGCUGACCUACGACGAGGCGGUCCAAGCGUGUCAGAAAGACGGCGCUCAGAUCGCCAAAGUGGGCCAGAUGUACGCCGCCUGGAAGCUUCUGGGCUUCGACCGCUGUGACGCGGGAUGGCUCGCUGACGGCAGCGUUCGAUACCCCAUCUCUAACCCCCGGCGCCGCUGCAGCCCAACGGAGGCCGCCGUACGAUUCAGCGGCUUCCCCGACAAAAAGCACAAGCUGUACGGAGUGUACUGCUUCAAGGGCCAACACUGAGCUACAAACACACACACACACACACACACACACACACACACACACACACACACACACACACACACACACACAUACACACACACAGGAGGAAUUUCGAACAAACUGUGAUGCUUUAUUUCAGUGGUUCCCAACCUAGGGGUAGUUGAGGGGAUUGCAGGGGGAUUGCAAUAUGUAGUAUUUCCACGCAUAAAACAUUUGUAAAAUACAUUUUCGUAAGCCUGGUGUCCGUGGUAACAGUUCCUCCCUGGUGUUUAUUGUAACCAGUGUUGGGGUAGUUACUCAAAAGAAGUAAUGCAUUACACAUUAUUAGUAACUUUACUUUGGAUUACUCUGUAGCCUGAGAUGCACCAUGAAAAGAAUAUAAAGUGAAACAUCAUUUAUGCUCAGAUCAGCUGUACACUCUGUGUCUGGUCAGAGACAAACUAGAUCUACCGGUACCGUGGCUGCAGAACUGCUUUAGGAGAGACACGUGAAAGAAAACAAAAACGGCUAACACUAAUACAUUUCUCAUGGAUUUAGAUCUGAUGAUCCACCGCAGCCACAGUGGUUUUUAAGCCUUGCAAAUAAUGAUAUGAAGCCAGCCUACCUGCAGCGGCACCAGAGCUCCAAACACGGGACACAAGGUUGGGUAAAAUACAACAACAAAGGGUUUAUUUAACACAAAUGUAGGUGAAUCUUCAUUUACAGAUUGGCGACUAGCUCAAGGGAUUCACGAGUCAAACAAAGGUUGGGAACCACUGCUUUAGUUCAUGGAAACCUUGCAUUGUAAUGUGGGAUCAACACAUAGUUUACACAUAUUUAAUGUUCUUAUUAUUGAAUCAAGGCGAGGGUGGGAAGAUAUCACAGCUAACCCUAAAACAACGGACAAUCGAAAAGAAAAGGACACGUCUGAACUGAGUUUCACAGCAACUCCAUGUCCGACGGAAACUUUGGGCACUUAUCUUGUUCUGUUCAAGACCGACACAAAGAGUCACAUCCUGAGGUCAUCAGGUAGGAAAUCAAGCCCUACACAAAGAGUCACAUCAUGAGGUCAUCAGGUAGGAAAUCAAGCCCGACACAAAGAGUCACAUCCUGAGGUCAUCAGGUAGGAAAUCAAGCCCUACACAAAGAGUCACAUCCUGAGGUCAUCAGGUAGGAAAUCAAGACCGACACAAAGAGUCACAUCCUGAGGUCAUCAGGUAGGAAAUCAAGCCCUACACAAAGAGUCACAUCAUGAGGUCAUCAGGUAGGAAAUCAAGCCCUACACAAAGAAUCACAUCAUGAGGUCAUCAGGUAGGAAAUCAAGCCCUACACAAAGAGUCACAUCCUGAGGUCAUCAGGAAGGAAAUCAAGACCUACACAACUAAAAAAUGAUCUUCUCCGUCCCUACGUAACAAGGUGCUACUACUGGUGCUUUGUACUUCAUCACACCAUCCAGUAUUUUAUGUUUUUAUACAACCGUGUUGGACCGAACAUCGCCACCUAAACAAGGAAAGAAUCCAACAUUUGUUUAUGUUUUUUCUAAGUGGUUAGGAUGUUAGUAUCUAGGAAUGUGCUUCUGUUUAUGACUAUUUGUUGAUAUACUGUAGACAUUAUUUUCUUUGUCCAAACUAUCCAAGUCUCUUUGGUUUACAUAACAUAACGACAGUGGUAAAAAUAAAGUAUGACAUUUGCACUGAAGGCGAUGUAGACAAACAGUCGCUGUGCAGAAAUAGAAAACGCCUGGCAUGAUUAGAAACCGUUGAGUGUGGCUUCAUCUUAGCAUGACUUAGCACCGUCAGUGCAGAUCUACACACGAUAUAUAUCUAUCUAGCGCCUUGAAAACUGCUAUUUUUGAUACAGAUACUGUAGUUUCUUAUAGUGAAAGAGCAUUAGUGACCUCCGCACUCGGUGCGUAACUCCAUAUGAAUGUUUCUGUGCAGGAAUCACUUGUUAUAUCUUCUGAUUGGAAAGUUUUGCUGCCAAAACUUGAAGUGGCUGCAAAACUCAUUCCAACAUAUUCAAAGUAAAAUGUUCAAAUUGCAUGAAUUUUGAAUCUUCACGUUGUACGAUAUCGUGCCACCUUUAAAAUUUGCUAGAUGCACAAUCAAGUGUCCAGAAGACAUUUGAGUCUCAACCAUAACUCAUAAAGUUUGGACUCAAUAUAUUUUGUUGACUAAACCCAUAAAAGACCAAACAAAAGGGGACACUGUAUUUGCUCCAACAGCAGAUUAAGAUUCACCCUCUUCACGACAUUGUUGUUGAUUCACGGAGUUACGAAGGGUGAGCUGAGGUCACGGAUGGGAUCGGGCCAGAUGCUGAGUGUUCGGCUCAUUGAUCGCUAUCUGAGCUCUGCAGAGACCCAGCGGGCCGGCAGCCAACCUGCAAACACCAAGCGGUCUUCCAUGUAAGGGUAUCAGAGAAGUGCACGUUGAUCAGGAAUGAGCUCACUGUACGCAGUCCGGACAGGUCAUCAUCUCUGCUUGGCUUCAAAUUGGACAAGCCACUGGACUAUCGGACACUCUUAUCUCCGCAGAACUGCUGCACACGUUAUGUAAUGAUUAGACAGGGUGGGAAGUGAAAAGGUGAUUUCACAGAACCGCAGCUGAAGGGUCUGCUGCAGGCUUGCACAACUAAGAGAUGUUUCCUUUUACUUGUGUUAUUGGAAGUUUAAACAGUUUGCAAACAGUGUUAAGUGUCAGUUUAUUUAACGGAUGGUUUGACAUUGUUAAGAGUGCAACCUCUCUGCAAAAGACGUGAGAAAAUGCCUGCUUUUGCCUGAGAAAAAAGUUGAUUCUUCUCACUCCCUGUAAAGAUAGAACAUUUAGUUUUUACUUGUGUACAGAUUAAAGAAAUGGACAAUAAGUACAAUUCAGAAAGACAGAUUGACACCAAAGUUGAUUCUGUCUGUGUUAAAUAUGAGGCUAAAACCAGCAGCUGAUUAGCUAGCCUAGCUCUUUCCAACGGUAACAAUAUCCACAUAUCAGUAGCUCUAAUGUCUACAAAUUACAUUGGGAAGAAAAAUGUUAGUUGAUAGGCUUUAGAAGUGCUGGUCGGGGCAUUUUUAAAACGUUUGGCUAGCUGUUUCUCCUUGUUUCCAGUGUCUUUGCUAAGCUAAGCUAACCUGCUGGAUCCAGCUUCAUAAUUAGCAUACACAUGAGAGUAUAUUUACGUUCACUUUGUACGUAUUUCUUAUAAUGUCAAGCUAUUCUUUAAAAGCUUAAAAUAAUCUGUUGCCUGUUAUCUUUUCUGUACAAUCUGACCGAUGCUUAUACCUGCAGCUUGCAAGAAAAACCUUAGGGACCCAAAGACAAAAGGACAAUAAAACCGAUCAUAAAACACGA